Messenger RNA from Alexandromys fortis (reed vole), 2025 nucleotides. It is a transcript of the gene Erich6, whose product is annotated as glutamate rich 6. The transcript is spliced from 14 exons. Lineage: Eukaryota; Metazoa; Chordata; Mammalia; Rodentia; Cricetidae. The record is from RefSeq and is a predicted model, not a curated record. Bases 1 to 2025 code for a protein of 674 amino acids.
AUGCGCCCCCAUCGCAGCAUCCUAGAAGCCAGGAAGGGCAGCUCGAAGGAGCCCGGGAAGGGCAGCCCGAAGGAGCCCGAUGAGGCCUCGAUCGAGGAAGAGGAGGUGUUGGAGGAAGAGGAGGAAGAGGAGGAAGAGGAGGCGGAAGGGGCACAGGGGAGGGAGGAAGUGGCGAGCCACCAACAAGACAAUCCCGACCAGUUGGUGGACUAUGACGACCUCUGGAAAACCAUGGACAACCGUGAAGGCCUUUCCGACAACGACGACGAAUUUCGUCCUCGUCUAACUAGCGUGGUCACCCCCAGCCUGAGCUCCACACCCCCGCCCAGCGAUCUAACCAGCCCCACGUGGAGCGAGGAGGAGUUACAGCAGCCCAGCGAGGGCUCUUCAGCUUCCAGCAGCAGCAGAGGCGGCGCCUCAUCCCACAGAAGUUAUCCUAAAAUAUUUCAAACAUUUAAGAAAGAGUUGUCUGAAGUGACUGUAGAUAGAGAUAUGUACCCAAGUUUGUAUGAAAGAGUUCAGAUAUCAGUACAAACAGAAGAAAGUUGGCUUCAACAAAUUUCUAAGAAGGAACCGAGUGAGUAUUUUGAUUCCUUAGCUGAGGUGCAACCAGAAAUGCUGGCUUCUAAGCGAAGAGGAACGUGGGUAAUUAAUCCUGAAGAGCCGAAACUAAGUAUUUUAUGUGAGACGGAGUUUCAUGAAGAUUUUGUAAAAUUCUUUGAAUCUCCUCUAAGGACACUAACCAGCAUUGGGCCUCCGCCCUUGCUGUCAUAUAGAAAAGACCUUCCCUAUCUGGACAUUAGCAUCAAGGAUGAAGAAGACCUAGUCCUCAAGUGUGAAUUCUGUGGAAGUGUCCUACGAUCGCUCCUUUCCGAUAUAGACAUUUGCUCUAACAACACUGACACCGAGCACCGGAAGCGUGCCUUCUGUUGUCUUCAGUUACAAAAUCUUCUUGAUUAUAUCAACGAGGAAAGGCUAAACAUCCAAAGUACUAAGACGGACUUAAUCAGUAUCCGUCCUCAUGCAGCCCGUGGCAGUGAUGUCGACAGACUCAAGGCAAAGGAAAAAGCCAUACAGAGAAAACAAGAACGUCAAAUGGCCAGACACUUCGCAAUAGUCUCCCAUGAACCGAGCACCCCGCUAACUGAGGACGAUACAAAGCACUUGAAGACAAUUUCUUACCAGCUUUCUCUGGAUUUGCCGAAAAAGAAGAGCGAUGACGACGAAGAUGAUAUUCUGAUGGGGAACAUCUCCAUCACUUGCUGUGAUUCCAGGAAAAUGUGUGGAAAGAUCGUGAAGAAUGAACUCUUGGAGAAGCACUACAAGCACGGAAGCAAGUUUCUCACCUCCUUUCCAGAUGGGACAACACAAAUAUUCUAUCCAUCUGGAAAUCUGGCCAUUAUCCAGGUGCCCAACAAGACAAAUGGCUUCACUUGUAUUGUCCAAGAAGACGCACCCACCAACCCUGCUAUCCUGGCGGUGCUAGACUCCUCUGGGAGAAGCUCCUGCUAUCACCCUAAUGGAAAUGUCUGGGUCUACAUCAACCUCCUGGGAGGCCAAUAUUCAGACCAAGCUGGCAACAGAAUACGAACUUGGAACUGGUCAAGUUCCAUGCCUUCCUCAUCCUUUGCUUCAUUUAAACCUGUUUUUCUGGCCUUGAACCAUCACAUUGGAAUUCGCAUCUUAGAACAAGACAAGGUCUCCAUUAAUUUUCUAGCAAUGGGCCAACAGGCACGAAUCAGCGUUGGGACCAAAGUAAGGUACUACAAACCAGAGGAGCUCCCAGCCCUGCGGUUCGUGAGUGGAGAUGACCUUCUGCUGCUGGCCAGCUUAAUAAAGAUCCGGCGGCUGUUCCACAAGCUGCGAGGAUGCGUGACUUUCCCCUCGAGUCAGGCAUGGGAAAAAGUAAAGCAACCGACCUACCUUUCUUCGCUCUCUCUAAAACUACUUGCCCUCUGCGAUAGUUCUGGCUUACAGAAUGGUACAAUGGCAACAAUUAUGAAGCUAAUAAAUGAGAUAGAGUAA